Aureobasidium subglaciale EXF-2481 is the source of this 1656-nucleotide messenger RNA. RefSeq lists its product as uncharacterized. The record is from RefSeq and is a predicted model, not a curated record. Gene Ontology annotation, molecular function: NEDD8 activating enzyme activity. Gene Ontology annotation, cellular component: cytoplasm. Gene Ontology annotation, biological process: protein neddylation. Bases 1 to 1656 code for a protein of 551 amino acids. The transcript has 2 exons. NCBI's taxonomy places the organism in Eukaryota, Fungi, Ascomycota, Dothideomycetes, Dothideales, Saccotheciaceae.
AUGGCUGCCAACGUUGAAGUCAUACCGCCACCUCUUCAAGGGGUGCCUACGUCAAAAGAGAAGCGAUACGACAGACAGCUUCGACUUUGGGCUGCUAGUGGUCAAGCGGCGCUUGAGGAGGCCCAUAUCUUGCUCAUCAACAACGGCCCCGGUGUCGUCGGUGUAGAGACUCUUAAGAAUUUGAUUCUCCCUGGUAUUGGUCAAUUCACCAUACUGGACUCUGCCCUGGUGUCGGAUCAAGAUCUGGGUCUCAACUUUUUCCUUGACGAAUCCACCCUGGGCUCUUUCCGCGCCGAACACACUCGUCGCUUGCUGCAAGAGCUGAACCCUGAUGUCAAUGGGCACGCCAUCACAGAACCCAUCGAAUCCUUCAUCAACAAGCAUGGCGCUCUCACUCCAUAUACGCUCAUCCUCGUCACCGCUCCUACCACUCCCGACGUGCUCCAACUCAUCUCAACCCAUUGCCAAACUCACGCCGUGCCACUCUUCUACAUCCACUGCUCCGGCUUCUACUCGCACUUCUCCCUCUCGCUACCUUCAGCCUUCCCUAUAGUCGACACUCAUCCUGACCCCACUGCGACUACCGAUUUGCGCCUGCUCGCCCCAUGGCCAGAACUCGUCCACUUCCAGAAAGAGAAGACAAGCAACCUACAAGCCCUGUCGCCUGAGGACAUCGGCCACGUUCCAUACCUGCUACUCCUGUUGCACUUCUUGGACGAAUGGCGUGCUUCCCACAAUGGCCAGCCGCCUCAGUCCUACCAAGAGAAGACCGACUUCCGCACCAUGGUCGCAAAGGCCUCCCCUCCAGACGAAGAGAACUUUGCUGAAGCCACUGCCGCCAUCAUCAAAUCGCUCAACCCUCCGACCGCCCCUGCCGACGUUCUCGCCGUCCUUGAUGCUCCCGAAACAAAGUCCUUAGAUGCUACUUCGUCCGCCUUCUGGUUUAUCGCCAGUGCCGUUCGCAUCUUCUACACCACACACAACCAGCUACCUCUUCCUGGCGCCGUACCAGACAUGAAGGCUAGGAGUGCAGACUACAUCCAGCUGCAGAACAUUUACAAGUCAAAAGCCCGCAAGGACGCCGCCGAGGUGCUCCAGACUGUUCGUUCUCUCGAGGCUACCGUCGGUCGUAGAGAGCCCAUCGAUGAGAAGGAGGUUGAGGCUUUCUGUAAGGGUGCUGCCCACAUCAAGCUCGUCCGCGGAAAGCCUCUCCGUAUCGCCCGUGGUGAAGCGCCUCUUCAUUGGGGUGAGGAUGUUGCGAAAUCUGCCGUCGAGCAUCUCAACAACCUGACGUUCGGUCUGGACAGCGGCAUAUUGCACUACAUUGCCUUUGUCGCUUGGGACGCCUUUGUUGGCAGUCACAACGUCAAUGCACUUGGUGGUGAACCAAGAGUUCCGGGCUCCACAGACGCAGAUCUGGAGAACGACGAAAACAAGAUGAUCGGUAUUGCUAGAAACAUCAUCGAUGCAUUGAUCAAAGAAGCUGGUACAUUCAUCGAGAACCCUGGCACAUCAGAGCUCCACAACAUCGGCUCCUUGACUGGCGGCAUGGUAUCACAAGAGGUUAUCAAGGUCAUCACGAAGCAAUAUGUGCCUAUUGACAACACAUGCGUCUUUGACGGUAUCGAAAGCAAGGCCUCGGUGCUUCGCGUCUAA